CGUGAAACGGCGUUCAGCGGAGAGAGAGAGCGCAUUUAUUCCGCAUACGACAGAGAGCAGACAGACAGAGCGGCUAGCUAUGCGACAGCAGCAACGACAGACUAACGACAAGAUGUUGAGUUUCACUGUGCUGUGUGUGUGUGCCGUCGCCGGUGAAGUGUCCGCGCGCUCUACCAGCUGGAAUUUCCUGGAUGACAAGUCUUUAACAGCACGAUGGGACAAAUUUCGUGAUGAGCCAGGUACAUGGAAUCCUGGGAAAGCAUUUGAUCAAGGUCUGAACCCUGACCCCUGUCUGAAGGUCAAGUGUAGCCGUCACAAAGUGUGUGUUGCAGACGACGACCAGACUGCUGCUUGUGUUAGCCAGCGGAGAGUCAGUGUGAAGGAACCGGGCCUGUCUCUGAGUCCGGGGUCCAAAUGCAGACACUGUCCAGUGGUCCGUCCCUCUCCUGUGUGUGGUACUGAUGGACACAGCUACUCAACCAAGUUCAGCUCAGGGGCGGGGCCUAUCUGUAAGGAUCCUCUUGGUUGGAUGUUCUCCCGCCUCGACACAAACUUUGACCUCCAGCUGGACCAAUCAGAGCUCAGCAGGCUGGGGCUGGACAGGAAGGAAGGCUGCUCCGAUGCACUCUUCACUUCCUGUGACACACACCCCGACACACUCCUCCUCUCCAGCGCAGAGUGGUGCACCUGCUUCCAGAGAUACACAGACUCCCCCUGUUGGUCUGAACUGACCGGUAUUAACAAGAAACAGGCUGCGGAGAAGCUACCGGGUCAGUACCUGCCAGUGUGUGACGCAGAGGGCUACUACCGGUCCCACCAGUGCCACGGCAGCAGCGGACAGUGCUGGUGUGUCGAUCGCUAUGGCAACGAGGUCGCAGGGUCACGGACCCACGGAGCAGCAGACUGUGGGGCGGUGUUGGAAUCAUCUGGAGACCAGGGCAGCGGAGACUCUCUCUUCUCCGACGACGACUAUGACGAUGAUGAAGAUGAUGCCUUCGUCCUGAGCGACCAGAUCGAUGACGAAGAUGACGAAGACGACUAUGACGGAGAGGAAAGAUAUCUGUCGUAACUCCGUCACUCUGCACUUUGCCAGGGGACUUCAGCAGCAAGAAUAGUUGCUAGGCGACCUCGUCACCGCUAACAGACUAAAGACAUUUCUCUCUCUCUCUCUCUGCUGUGUCUCAAAUGUCCCCCUAUACCCUAGUCAGUUCCCCAGGGCCCAUUGGGUGCUGGGGGAAGUCAGUCCACUACAUAGUGUACAGGGCACCAUUUGGGAUGGCCCACUCUGUGUUUGUUGUCCGUUCCUAACUUAAAGGUGGACUCUGCAUUUUGACGCCAUCAUAAAUAACAGAUGUCAUCAACAACAACAAAAAACAACAACAACAACAGAAAUGUGAUCUGUGGGUUUCUGCCUCAGGAAAACCACAGCAUAGCCAUCCGUCCUGUUGUUGGGGUUGUCCCGUAACCAGGAAGUGACCUUGCUGUGUAUGACGUCAUAAUGAUCAGCCCACCUUUAGUAGCUGGUAAACGUUUGUUCAUGUUUCCACUUUCUCUGCCGUCUGACUUUGGAAUGGCCUACGUGGCUGUAACUCCGGGGAGUCGUCCAAUCAGCGAGAACUUCAACGACCAAUCAGAGUUUAGAGACUGGUUUAUCGACAGCCAAUCACAAGCUGUGGAUGGAGUCACAUGUGCAAUGAGCCCUUUCCUUAUUGGACAAUCAGUGUGUCCUCUCCUCUCUCUUCCUCUCCUCCCAUCUAUCUCCUCUCCUCUCUUCCUCUCCUCCUUCCUAUCUCCUCUCUUCCUCUCCUCCCUCUUAUCUCCUCUCCUCUCUUCCUCUCCUCCCUCCUAUCUCCUCUCAUCCUCUCCUCACUCCUAUCACCUCUCCUCUCUUAUUCUCCUCCCUCCUAUCUCCUCUCAUCCUCUCCUCCUCUCCUCACUCCUAUCUCCUUUCCUCUCUUCCUCUCCUCCCUCCUAUCUCCUCUCAUCCUCUCCUCUCCUCUCCUCUCCUCUCCUCUCCUCUCCUCUCCUCUCCUCUCCUCUCCUCUCAUCCUCUCCUCUCUUCUCCUCUCCUCUCCUUGUUACCUGUGUCCGAGUGAUGAUGGAGAGAUUGUCACUGUAUUCUAAUGUCUAUUGUUUUCCAAUAGAAACAGAAACAGACAUUAGGUAGUGAUUAUAUACGAGUCCCAAAUGGCCCUCUAGUCUCUAUGUAGUGCCCUACUUUAGACCAGGGCCCUACGGUCUAACCCCUAGUUCCUAUGUAGUGCCCUACUUUAGACCAGGGCCCUACGGUCUAAGCCCUAGUUCCUAUGUAGUGCCCUACUUUAGACCAGGGCCCUACGGUCUAACCCCUAGUUCCUAUGUAGUGCCCUACUUUAGACCAGGGCCCUACGGUCUAAGCCCUAGUUCCUAUGUAGUGCCCUACUUUAGACCAGGGUCUAACCCCUAGUUUCUAUGUAGUGCCCUACUUUAGACCAGGGCCCUACGGUCUAACCCCUAGUUCCUAUGUAGUGCCCUACUUUAGACCAGGGCCCUACGGUCUAACCCCUAGUUCCUAUGUAGUGCCCUACUUUAGACCAGGGCCCUACGGUCUAACCCCUAGUUCCUAUGUAGUGCCCUACUUUAGACCAGGGCCCUACGGUCUAACCCCUAGUUUCUAUGUAGUGCCCUACUUUAGACCAGGGCCAUACGGUCUAACCCCUAGUUUCUAUGUAGUGCCCUACUUUAGACCAGGGCCAUACGGUCUAACCCCUAGUUUCUAUGUAGUGCCCUACUUUAGACCAGGGCCAUACGGUCUAACCCCUAGUUUCUAUGUAGUGCCCGACUUUAGACCAGGGCUGAUAUGACUGUGGAGAAACAAAUAACAGUGUGGAACAAAAUAUGAAUCACAAACUAUUUUUAUAGUGAAUUGCUUCUAAAUAAAAUGUACCAGAUCUGAAUCCUAAAUGACUCUGUUCCCUAUGUCGUCCACUGAGCCCAGAGGAACCAGAUCUGAAUCCCAAAUGACUCUCUAUUCCUCAUGCCGUCCACUGAGCCCAGAGAAACCAGAUCUGAAUCCCAAAUGACUCUCUAUUCCUCAUGUCGUCCACUGAGCCCAGAGGAACCAGAUCUGAAUCCCAAAUGACUCUCUAUUCCCCAUGUCGUCCACUGAGCCCAGAGGAAUCAGAUCUGAAUCCCAAAUGACUCUAUUCCCUAUAUAAUCCACUGAGCCAAGUGGAACAUGGUCUGAAUCCCAAAUGACUCUCUUCCCUAUAUAGUCCACUGAGCCCAUAGGAACCAGAUCUGAAUCCCAAAUUACUCUAUUCCCUAUAUAGUCCACUGAGCCAAGUGGAACAUGAUUGAAUCCCAAAUGACUCUCUAUUCCCUAUAUAGUCCACUGAGCCAAGUGGAACAUGAUCUGUAUCCCAAAUGACUCUCUAUUCGCUACAUAGUUCACUGAGCCCAGAGGAACCAGAUCUGAAUCCCAAAUGACUCUCUAUUCCCUAUAUAGUGCACUGAGCCAAGUGGAACAUGAUUGAAUCCCAAAUGACUCUCUAUUCCCUAUAUAGUCCACUGAGCCAAGUGGAACAUGAUUGAAUCCAAAAUGACUCUCUAUUCCCUAUAUAGUGCAAUGAGCCCAGAGGAAAGUGGUGAGAAGGGAAUAGGGUGCUGUUUGGGCCAGAAAGGGGCCUGUUGUUUUGCCCGCUUGGUCCAGUGGAAUAUAAUCUAAGGCAUUGUACAUCAAACAGGAUCCACUAUAGAGGAUAUGGGUUACGGUUAGAUGGGGUUGUUAUGGCGUCUGGCUUGGGAGUAGAACACUGUCACUAUUUAACCUUUUUACAUAGUAAUCUGUAUUAUACUAGAAUAGUUUAACACACACACACACACACACACACACACACUGGAUCUAGAUCAGACUGCACUACUAGGACCAACCCUAUGGGUCGUUCUGGAUCAGACUGCACUACUAGGACCAACCCUAUGGGUCGUUCUGGAUCAGACUGCACUACUAGGACCAACCCUAUGGGUCGUUCUGGAUCAGACUGCACUACUAGGACCAACCCUAUGGGUCGUUCUGGAUCAGACUGCACUACUAGGGCCAACCCUAUGGGUCGUUCUGGAUCAGACUGCACUACUAGAACCAACCCUAUGGGUCGUUCUGGAUCAGACUGCACUACUAGGACCAACCCUAUGGGUCGUUCUGGAUCAGACUGCACUACUAGGACCAACCCUAUGGGUCGUUCUGGAUCAGACUGCACUACUAGGACCAACCCUAUGGGUCGUUCUGGAUCAGACUGCACUACUAGGACCAACCCUAUGGGUCGUUCUGGAUCAGACUGCACUACUAGGGCCAACCCUAUGGGUCGUUCUGGAUCAGACUGCACUACUAGGGCCAACCCUAUGGGUCGUUCUGGAUCAGACUGCACUACUAGGGCCAAUCCUAUGGGUUGUUCUGGAUCAGACUGCACUACUAGGACCAACCCUAUGGGUCGUUCUGGAUCAGACUGCACUACUAGGACCAACCCUAUGGGUCGUUCUGGAUCAGACUGCACUACUAGGACCAACCCUAUGGGUCGUUCUGAAUCAGACUGCACUACUAGGACCAACCCUAUGGGUCGUUCUGGAUCAGACUGCACUACUAGGGCCAACCCUAUGGGUCGUUGUGGAUCAGACUGCACUACUAGGACCAACCCUAUGGGUCGUUCUGGAUCAGACUGCACUACUAGGGCCAAUCCUAUGGGUCGUUCUGGAUCAGACUGCACUACUAGGACCAACCCUAUGGGUCGUUCUGGAUCAGACUGCACUACUAGGGCCAACCCUAUGGGUCGUUCUGGAUCAGACUGCACUACUAGAGCCAACCCUAUGGGUCGUUCUGGAUCAGACUGCACUGCUAGGGCCAACCCUAUGGGUCGUUGUGGAUCAGACUGCACUGCUAGGUCCAACCCUAUGGGUCGUUCUGAAUCAGACUGCACUACUAGGGCCAACCCUAUGGGUCGUUCUGGAUCAGACUGCACUGCUAGGACCAACCCUAUGGGUCGUUCUGAAUCAGACUGCACUACUAGGGCCAACCCUAUGGGUCGUUCUGGAUCAGACUGCACUACUAGGGCCAACCCUAUGGGUCGUUCUGGAUCAGACUGCACUACUAGGGCCAAUCCUAUGGGUCGUUCUGGAUCAGACUGCACUACUAGGGCCAACCCUAUGGGUCGUUCUGGAUCAGACUGCACUACUAGGGCCAACCCUAUGGGUCGUUCUGGAUCAGACUGCACUACUAGAACCAACCCUAUGGGUAGUUCUGGAUCAGACUGCACUACUAGAACCAACCCUAUGGGUCGUUCUGGAUCAGACUGCACUACUAGGGCCAACCCUAUGGGUCGUUCUGGAUCAGACUGCACUACUAGGGCCAACCCUAUGGGUCGUUCUGGAUCAGACUGCACUACUAGGGCCAACCCUAUGGGUCGUUCUGGAUCAGACUGCACUACUAGGGCCAAUCCUAUGGGUCGUUCUGGAUCAGACUGCACUACUAGGGCCAACCCUAUGGGUAGUUCUGGAUCAGACUGCACUACUAGGGCCAACCCUAUGGUCGUUCUGGAUCAGACUGCACUACUAGGGCCAACCCUAUGGGUCGUUCUGGAUCAGACUGCACUACUAGGGCCAACCCUAUGGGUCGUUCUGGAUCAGACUGCACUACUAGGGCCAAUCCUAUGGGUCGUUCUGGAUCAGACUGCACUACUAGGACCAACCCUAUGGGUCGUUCUGAAUCAGACUGCACUACUAGGGCCAACCCUAUGGGUAGUUCUGGAUCAGACUGCACUACUAGGACCAACCCUAUGGGUCGUUCUGGAUCAGACUGCACUACUAGGGCCAACCCUAUGGGUCGUUCUGGAUCAGACUGCACUACUAGAACCAACCCUAUGGGUCGUUCUGGAUCAGACUGCACUACUAGAACCAACCCUAUGGGUCGUUCUGGAUCAGACUGCACUACUAGGGCCAACCCUAUGGGUCGUUCUGGAUCAGACUGCACUACUAGGGCCAACCCUAUGGGUCGUUCUGGAUCAGACUGCACUACUAGAACCAACCCUAUGGGUCGUUCUGGAUCAGACUGCACUACUAGGGCCAACCCUAUGGGUCGUUCUGGAUCAGACUGCACUACUAGGGCCAACCCUAUGGGUCGUUCUGGAUCAGACUGCACUACUAGGGCCAACCCUAUGGGUCGUUCUGGAUCAGACAAGGCGACAUUGGGAAUCACCCCACAAAUAUGGUUUUAGGAAAAAAAAAGCAUUUUUAAAAUGUAUUUAAUUUACUGUAAUAAAAAAAUAUAUUGACCAAA
Oncorhynchus masou masou (cherry salmon) is the source of this 6304-nucleotide messenger RNA. RefSeq names its product testican-1-like. The record is from RefSeq and is a predicted model, not a curated record. The transcript is spliced from 9 exons. The coding region runs from base 80 to 1069 and encodes 329 amino acids. Gene Ontology annotation, biological process: anatomical structure development. Lineage: Eukaryota; Metazoa; Chordata; Actinopteri; Salmoniformes; Salmonidae. Gene Ontology annotation, molecular function: extracellular matrix binding; calcium ion binding; protein binding.